AUGGGGCUGCUGGCACCGGGGCUGGUGGGGGCUUGGGCUGGGGGCCGGGGCUGGAGGGCUGCUGGCCUUGGGGACCGGGCCCGGGCCGAGGGCAAGGGACGGGAGCCCCCACGGCGAGGCCGGCGCUGGUGUCCCCAGCGGUGUCGGGGACCAGGAGCAGGGGUGAUUAGGGUGGCUGAGGUGGGACCGGGGCUGUCCCGGGCCGGGGCCCGGUUCCGGCCGGGCCACAGGGGGCGGAGCGGGGCCGGGCCGGAGCGCGGGGUCUGCGGUCACUCCAGGCUCUGUGGGGCACAUGUAGGGUCCCUUUCCCAGCCCCUGUUCUGUGUGUCCCAAACCUCCCAAAAUCCCCCUUUCCACCUGUUUGUGUCUCCAGGAUUUUUCCCAGGAAUCUUGAGCACCAGUGCCUCUUCUCCCCAAUUUGUGGGUGUUCUCCCAGCCAUGACAUCCCCCAAGAUUCAAACGUGGAUCAGCCACUCGGGCCCAAAGCUGGAAGUUUUCAUCCCAUUCCUGGGCAAAUACCACCGUCCGGUUUCGGGGCGCUGCUGCCAGACCUGCACCCCCAGGAGCUGGGAUGGAUUCUAUCCUGAGGAUCUUGCCGCUCUCGGGUUCCGCGAUGCCAGCCGUGUGACGGAGACAGACACGCGGUUCCGGGGCUGGCUGGUCCGGAGGGUCUGCGGGUUCCUUGCAGCCUGGGAAUGGAAAAUUCCAGCAGAGACCCCCGGGGAGCUCCUGGUGCGGAUCUGCAGCAGCCAGAGGGUGCAGGAUGCUGCCUCCAGCCUGGAGCCUGUGUCUGGAGGGGAUGAAGGAUCCCAGCAGCGCUGGAAGGAGAAGAUCUGCCAAAUCCUGGGGGAAAUCCAGGCCCCGCUCUCCUCUCUGCUGCUGAGGCUGUGCUACUGGCUGCUCCCCAAGCUUCUGAGCCGUCUGUUCCUGAGCGUGCAGCUGCACCGGGGGCAGCUGGAGAUGGUGCUGCGAGCUGCCAGGACGCCCGAGGUGCCCGUGGUGUUCCUGUGCAGCCACCAGUCCCAGAUGGAUGGGCUGCUCCUGUCCUUCGUCCUCCUGUCCCAGGGGAUCGGGCUGCCCAGGGUGGCAGUGGGUGCCUGGACCAGCCCUCGGCUCCGAUCCCUGCUCCAACGCCUGGGAGGGAUUUUCCUGCCUUCGUGGAGUGAGCUGGAUGAUGGGCUGCCGGGAGCUGUGCUGGAUGCGUAUGUCCAGGAGGUGCUGCGGAGCCGCCAGCCCCUCGUCCUGUUCCUGGAGGAGCCCCCAGCUUCCCUGCAGCUGGCAGACUCUGCCCGGCGCUGGCUGCUCCGCGUGCUCCGGGCGCUGCAGGACGGAGCUGUGCCCGAUGUCCUCAUUGUCCCGGUGGGAAUCGCCUAUGAUGUGGCUCCUGGCAGAAUGGAGCAGGAUGGAGCGCCCCCUCAGCCCCUUGGGAUCGGCACGUGUCUCCAGGCAGCAUUCCAGGCCCUGCGCCGUCACCGUGGAUGUGCCCAGGUGGAUUUCUCUCAGCCCUUCUCCUUACAGGAAUUUGUGGACAACAACCUUGUCAGGCCAGUCCUCACAGGGAAUCGUUCAGAGCAGCUGCUGCUUCCCACCAUCCUGGGCAGGAGCCCACUCGAUGUUGGGAAUGUGGGGACUUUGAUUUCCAGUUUGGGGACUGAAGAGGAGAUUUUAGUGACAGCGCUGGGGCUGCACGCACUGAGUGAUUCCAGCGCCUGCUCUGCCAUCAUGGCUGUGGGAAUCACUGCAGCACUGCUGCUCCACAGGCAUCAGGAGGUUGUGCUGCUGCCCCAGCUGAUGUGGGAUUUCUCGGAGCUGCUGGAGCAGCUCCUGCUGCGGGGCCGGGCCGUGGGGUUUUCAGGGCAGCUGCGGGCGCUGGUGGGGCACAGCCUGCGGCAGCUGCAGCACCCCCUGGCCCCACACCCGCUGAGGCCCCCCAGGGCUGCUCUGGUGCCCCCCAAGGCCUUGGCCCGGGCACGGCUGGGGCGGCUGGCAGGGGGUGUCCGGCACCACCUGGCUGGGGAGGCCGUGGGCGCCUGUGCAAUCCGUGCUCUGCUGCUGGAGGUGCUGCCAAUCCUGGGGUCCCCCUCCAGCCUCACCAGGAUCAUGCUGAGCCGGGAUGAGCUGCUCCACAAGAUCCUGGAGUUGCUGCAGCUGCUGCCCCCGACCCUGCUGGGGCUCCAGCCCUGCCAGCCUCCUGACCGCCACAGCCUGGACAUCCUGGACAAGCUCAUCCUUGGGGGGCUGCUGGAGGAGGAGGAGUCAGAGAGUGAGCACUGGGGUUGUGAUGUGGCCCCCCGGCGUUUCUUUUGGGGACGUUCCUUGGGAUCCUUUUCUGAUGACAGCGACAGUGACAGUGAGCACGGGGUCCCCAAGCAGUGCUACAAGCUCAGUGAGCCCCAGGGCUUCCCUGGCUUCCUCCUCUUCCUCUGCCGCCUCCUGAGCCCCGUCCUGCAGACCUACGGCCGGGCUGUACAGUUCCUGGAGCAACCCCCCUGGCCCCAGCCUGAGGCAGACUAUGUGGAGGCACUGCUGGAAUUUCUGGCUGAGGAUGAGGAUGGGUAUCCCGACAGGAGCCUGGCCCUGAGCUCCCUGCAGAGUUUCAAGGACAUGGGGGUGCUGGAGGAGCUGCAGACCCCCGCUGGACCCCUCCUGCAGCUCUCCCAGCCUUUCCAGUCUGCUUCCAACCGGAAGAAGCUGGAAGCCUUUAUCCACCAGUUCACCCAGCUGUAG
Catharus ustulatus (Swainson's thrush) is the source of this 2727-nucleotide messenger RNA. RefSeq names its product glycerol-3-phosphate acyltransferase 2, mitochondrial (gene GPAT2). Gene Ontology annotation, cellular component: mitochondrial membrane. NCBI's taxonomy places the organism in Eukaryota, Metazoa, Chordata, Aves, Passeriformes, Turdidae. Bases 1 to 2727 code for a protein of 908 amino acids. The transcript has 22 exons. The record is from RefSeq and is a predicted model, not a curated record.